AAAAAAAAUAUAAAAUCUUCCCAGCAGCGGUGGAUAAAUUUCUCUCCAUUUACGUUUUAUUGAUACAAAAUAUUUACUUCACCAUUAAUAAAGUGGAAAAUCCUAGUCAUUUAAAAUUAUUUGCUAAAUAAAAUGCAUUUACAUUAAACAAAUAUUGUGAAAAAUUUUGUUUAAAAUACAAAAAUUCAAGUGGUGGAAUUUUGCAUAUUUUAAAUCAAACUAUUAUUCAUAAUAAGACCAAAAAUAACUGAACCAUCAUGAUCUUGUUGGAAAUCAAUAAUCGGAUUGUCGAAGAAACUUUAUUAGUCAAAUUCCGAAAUGCACUUGCUGGCUUAAAAGCCGAGUCAAUUGACGUCACAAUAGCAGAUUUUGAUGGAGUGUUAUUUCACAUAUCAAAUGUGAAUGGCGAUAAGACGAAAGUUAGAACAAGCAUAGCAUUAAAAUUCUACAAGCAAUUGCAAGAACAUGGAGCUGAUGAACUCUUGAAGAGAGAAUAUGGAAGUUUGCUCACAGACACUGAGGAAGGUUACAACGUCUCAGUACUUAUUAAUUUAGAUAAUAUACCAUCAGACUGGGAAGCAACUGCUCAUAAAAUUGGACUUUUAAAAAGAAACUGUUUUGCAUCUGUUUUUGAAAAAUAUUUUGAUUUUCAAGAAGCGGGCGAAGAAGGCCAAAAACGAGCAGUUAUCAAUUAUCGUACCGAUGAAACAUUAUAUGUUGAGGCAAAGCCCGAUCGAGUGACAGUUGUUUUUAGUACUAUAUUUCGUGAUGAAGAUGAUGUAGUUAUAGGUAAAGUUUUUAUGCAAGAAUUGAGAGAAGGUCGCCGUGCAUCGCAUACAGCGCCGCAAGUAUUAUUCUCUCAUCGAGAACCGCCAUUAGAGCUGGCAAAUUCUGAUGCUAAAGUUGGCGAUAAUAUUGGUUAUGUUACGUUUGUUUUAUUUCCCCGCCACACAAACAAGGAGACUAGAGACAACACUAUUAAUUUAAUCCAUAUGUUCCGUGACUACUUGCAUUAUCACAUUAAGUGUUCAAAAGCCUACAUUCAUUCGAGGAUGCGAGCUAAAACUUCAGAUUUCCUUAAAGUACUAAAUCGCGCUCGACCGGAGACGAAACCCACAGAAAAGAAAACUAUUACGGGGAGGACAUUUAUUCGGAAAGAAUGAUUAAUGGACAUUGUCUAGUUGUUUUAUAUUAUAUAUUAAUGUAUUAAUAAUUAUUAAAUAAUUAAAGAAAAGAAAAAAAAAACGAAAGUAAAUGAAAAUUUAAUAGAAAAAAAAAAACAAAA
This is a messenger RNA of Episyrphus balteatus (marmalade hoverfly), 1285 nucleotides long. It is a transcript of the gene Arpc2, whose product is annotated as actin-related protein 2/3 complex subunit 2. Gene Ontology annotation, molecular function: actin filament binding; structural constituent of cytoskeleton. Gene Ontology annotation, cellular component: actin cytoskeleton; Arp2/3 protein complex. The transcript is spliced from 9 exons. NCBI's taxonomy places the organism in Eukaryota, Metazoa, Arthropoda, Insecta, Diptera, Syrphidae. The record is from RefSeq and is a predicted model, not a curated record. Gene Ontology annotation, biological process: actin filament polymerization; Arp2/3 complex-mediated actin nucleation. The coding region runs from base 258 to 1163 and encodes 301 amino acids.